Messenger RNA from Leptopilina heterotoma, 827 nucleotides. Its product is annotated as putative odorant receptor 92a. Gene Ontology annotation, cellular component: plasma membrane. Gene Ontology annotation, molecular function: olfactory receptor activity; odorant binding. The transcript is spliced from 4 exons. Gene Ontology annotation, biological process: sensory perception of smell; detection of chemical stimulus involved in sensory perception of smell. Bases 289 to 699 code for a protein of 136 amino acids. Lineage: Eukaryota; Metazoa; Arthropoda; Insecta; Hymenoptera; Figitidae. The record is from RefSeq and is a predicted model, not a curated record.
AGAGAGGGAACGUAGCCCCAAUGAUUGGCUCUCGCGCAUCGGGAGAGAGAAACUCCCCCACCAGUAUUCCUUCGCGCUGUAUAAAGAAAAAUAAUUCGCACUUCUUUCUCUCUUAUUCCCAAGCCUGUCGUAGAGUACAGACGUCUUUUCAGUCCAAAAAAAUGAUCACUUACUAUUUGAUUUAAAUGAAAAUUCACAUACAUAGAAAAUACACUCGUACGUUAUUAAAUACAAAUGUUUAUUAAUAUUUUUUUUUCCACUAAAUUGUAAAUCUCUUUCUAUUUCAGAAUGGAAAAGAAGUUGAAUGACAUUUUUGGUUUUCUAGUCUUUUCCCAAUUUUUUGUGUCAAUUUUAAAUUUAUGCAGCACCGGUAUUUAUUUGACGAAAGUAAGUCCAAAGAAUGGAGAUUUCUGGUUGUCAUUGAUAAUAAUCAGCAAUUUCACAUGUCAUAUUUUUGUUUAUUGCUUGUUUGGAGAGGAAAUGACAAAGAAGAGUUUGUCAAUUACAAAUGAAAUUUAUCAAAUGGAUUGGAAUCUACUAUCGAUACAAACAAAACAAAUAUUAAUAAUAAUAAUGAUGAGAGCCAAUCGUCCCAUUAAACUCACUGGCGUUUCUAUUGUUGUCCUGUCUAUAGAAACAUUUUUUAAGGUAAUUAAAGCAUCCUACUCAUUUUUCAACGUACUGAGACAAUCAAAUUAAAAAGUACACAGCAUAUCGACUCAAAAGGUUCAAUCGAAAAUUAGAAAAUAGGUCACAGUAUCCUUACGAUUACUGAAGUAAUAUUCAGUAAAAAAUAAUUAUCGUAAUAAACAAUUAAAUUUGUGAAC